AUGGUAGUUAUUGUGGACCAGACUAAAGCCAAUUCCCUCUUUCUUAUUAUAGCAGGCUUGGGAGGAAUAUCUAGCAUUUGUCGUUCAGACUAUAAUCUUCCUCUAUUCAUAUUUGUUUGGUGGAGCUACUUUAAUUUUCCUGAGAGUCAGAAGUCACGCCAACAGAGGUUUAUUCGCAGGUUUAUUCUACUUUCAUGUUUACAAGAUAUCAUUUACAUACUUUAUUGGUCUCCCUUGUGGUUUUCUAUGCAAUGGAAAACUAAUGAACCUUCCACUUUUGGGAGUCACAUAUUGAUCAUCAUUAUUGCAGUCAUCAACUUAUUUCUAAAGUUAAUUACUUUAUUCGUUCUAAAAGGAGGGACAGGUUUUGCUUCAAACCAAGUUAUUGUAUAUAACAACUAUUAG
This is a messenger RNA of Cryptosporidium ubiquitum, 405 nucleotides long. RefSeq lists its product as uncharacterized. Lineage: Eukaryota; Apicomplexa; Conoidasida; Eucoccidiorida; Cryptosporidiidae. Bases 1 to 405 code for a protein of 134 amino acids. The transcript has a single exon. The record is from RefSeq and is a predicted model, not a curated record.